AUGCCUUCCCGCGUACCGUUGCUCUACGUAACUAACAGGACGCAGGGCUCUGCCGCCUUUGGCGAACCAGCUAAACACGUUACCCGCCUUCACACUCUCCCCGAGUGCCAGGCCGUCAUAGACUGCUUCACUCAGCAUGGGUAUGGCCUGUACGACUGUGCCCGCGGGUACGGGUUUGGCACGAGUGAGGAGUACGUCGGCAAGCUGGACUUGAAGGGCGGGAGAGUGGAUACCAAGGGAUUCGCUCGCGAGCCAGGGGGACUCGCGCCAGAGAAACUUCGCGCGAUGUUCAACGAGUCCCUCCAAGCGCUGGGGCAGCAAAAGAUACGCGUGUACUACCUCCAUGCACCGGAUAGGAAGGCGCCGGUGCCGUACGAGGACACGCUACGUGAGCUGAAUAAGAUGUAUGAAGAGGGGCUCAUCGAGGAGAUCGGUCUGAGCAACUUCCAUUCCUGGGAAGUAGCAGAGUUCGUCUGGAUCGCGAGGAAGAACGGGUGGAAACAGCCUACCGUCUACCAAGGCGUGUACAACGUCGUCGAGCGGAUGAUCGAGCCCGAACUCAUCCCCUGCUGCCGGAAAUACGGUCUGCGGUUCUACGCCUACUCCCCACUCGCCUCCGGCCUCCUAGGCGGUCAGCUCCUCACCCUAGCCGAUAUAGAGACGACCGAUUCCCCGCGUUGGGACCCCAAGAUCGCGGGUUUGCUCGCAGGAAGGCUGCGCCAGAGGUACACUGCGCUGUUCCCGCUCCUCAAGCCGCUCAAAGACGCGCUGGAGAGGAACGGGAUGGAACUUCCCGAGGCGGCCCUGAGGUGGCUGCAGCAUCAUUCUGCUCUUGGAGAACAAGAUGGGGUCGUCAUUGGCGCGAGUAGCGUAGGCCAGUUGGAGACGAAUAUCAAGUACUGCGAGGCGGGUCCUUUGCCAGAGGACGUGGUCGCCCUUCUAGAUGAGGUGUGGAAGAGGGCCAAGAGCACGGUGUGGCACUACGCGACGCAGAGCAGCCAGGGGUAUGUGCCACAGAAGGCAUAA
This is a messenger RNA of Dacryopinax primogenitus, 1026 nucleotides long. Its product is annotated as Aldo/keto reductase. The record is from RefSeq and is a predicted model, not a curated record. Gene Ontology annotation, molecular function: oxidoreductase activity. Gene Ontology annotation, cellular component: cytosol. The coding region runs from base 1 to 1026 and encodes 341 amino acids. The transcript is spliced from 6 exons. NCBI's taxonomy places the organism in Eukaryota, Fungi, Basidiomycota, Dacrymycetes, Dacrymycetales, Dacrymycetaceae.